CUUGCAUCAGCUGGGGCUAAAAGUGUGUGUGCGACAGUGAGAGAGAGAGAGAGAGAGAGAGGAGAACUAAUUUAAUCCUAAUCAGGUCUUGGCAUUAUCUCUAACAUUGAUCAGUACACACAGCUCUUGUUCUUGUACUGCUACUAAUCUUGUAUAGGAGGAGGACUGCAGUUGCAGACUUGCAGAGCCCAAGAGAGGAGAGGAGAUUCCAAGAGAAGAGAUGAGAUCCCACGAGAUGAACAACUCUUCUUCUCGUUAUGCGUCAGAGGAGGAGCGCGGCAGCAACAGCUUCCUCAUCGAGAGCGAGGAGGAGGAGGAGGACGAGGAAGCCCACCCCCACUCCUCCAUCCUCCUCAAGGAUGCCGACUCCGACUCCGACUCCGACGACUCCUCCUGCGCUACCCCGCGCCCAAGCUCCUACGCCACCCACCAAUGGCCGCAAAGCUACAGGCAAUCAAUCGACAUUUAUAGUAGCGUGCAGUCUCCCAACCUGAGCUUUUUGGGAACUCCAACUCUAAGCAGGCUCUCCAACUCAUUCCUCACCAACUCUUUUCGUGGCAAAACCCCUGAAAUUCUCUCUAAUCUUGUCAAGCCACUUCUACGCCCAUCAUCUUCAAGCGACGACCAGCAGCAGCAGCAGCAGCAUGACGAUGAUACCCGUAAGAGUUCCCAGUACCUGCUUCCCUCAAGAAAACCGUCUUUGCAACAGAUCCCGGAGGAUCAAAAACCAUUGGUGCCGGCUCAUGAGGUGCCGGCUUAUCAACAAUGCUCCUACACCCAGGCAGUGAUGAAUGGAAUAAAUGUUCUGUGUGGUGUGGGGAUCCUAUCGACUCCAUAUGCCAUUAAACAGGGAGGCUGGCUUGGACUGGUGAUACUUUGCUUAUUUGCUGUGCUCGCUUGGUACACCGGAGUGCUCCUUCGACGUUGUCUGGACAGCAAGGAGGGUCUUGAGACAUACCCUGAUAUUGGUCAUGCCGCCUUUGGCACCACUGGACGUAUAGCAAUCUCGAUAAUCCUGUACAUCGAACUGUAUGCCUGUUGCAUUGAGUAUUUGAUAUUGGAGAGCGACAAUUUGUCAAAGUUAUUCCCCAAUGCACAUCUAACCAUUGGGAGCAUGACACUAAACUCUCAUGUGUUCUUCGCAAUCUUGACCACCCUCAUAGUCAUGCCAACCACUUGGCUCCGCGACCUUAGCUGUCUGAGUUAUCUUUCAGCUGGGGGUGUCAUUGCAUCAAUCCUUGUAGUUGUCUGCCUAUGCUGGGUUGGGGUUGUUGACCAUGUUGGUUUUGAGAACAAAGGGACUGCACUGAAUCUCCCAGGAAUUCCCAUCGCAAUUGGACUGUAUGGUUAUUGCUACUCAGGACAUGGUGUGUUCCCGAACAUCUAUUCUUCUCUGAAGAAUCGCAACCAGUUUCCUUCUAUUCUUUUCACUUGUAUUGGGUUGUCCUCAAUUUUGUUUGCCGGUGCUGCUGUGAUGGGAUAUAAGAUGUUUGGUGAGUCCACUGAAUCUCAGUUCACGCUGAACUUACCAGAGAAUUUGGUGGUUUCAAAGGUUGCUGUCUGGACCACGGUGGCAAAUCCAAUAACCAAAUAUGCAUUGACCAUAACCCCAUUGGCUAUGAGUUUGGAAGAAUUGCUGCCUCCAAAUCAGCAGAAGUAUGCGAACAUAAUCAUGCUUAGAUCCUCCCUGGUGGUCUCAACCCUCCUCAUUGCUCUAUCUGUCCCCUUCUUUGCUUUGACAGGGCUAGUUAUGGCGUUGGUUGGUUCUUUACUCACCAUGCUUGUGACCUACAUCCUUCCAUGCGCCUGUUUCUUGGCCAUCCUUAAGAGAAAAGUGACUUGGCAUCAGAUUGCAGCUUGCUCAUUCAUCAUCGUGGUAGGGGUUUGCUGCGCUUGCGUGGGGACAUACUCAUCCCUCUCCAAGAUUAUCCAGAACUACACCUGACCUGAGUGGCCAGCUGAGGAACGGAGCACUAGCUGCUUAUGUAGUAAUAAGAAAAUAAUUAAUCAUCCUUCUAUAGCCCUGCACAUACCGGAACAAAGUUUUGCCCGGGAACUGGAGUCGACUUGAUCAAUUAUAUAUGUAUAAUAUAAUUAGUUUGGAUCGUUUGUUUAAUUUGUGGCAACUCCAGGCAUGUUAAUGUAUAAUUAACGAUAAAAACACCACAGUACCACAUAGUGGAGUUUUGUUAAUGAUAAAAAUAAAUAAUGCUAUACAUGGUGUAUGAUCGAUAUUACAGACCAAUAUAAAUCGAGUUGUUGCCA
Molecule: messenger RNA, 2265 nt
Organism: Oryza sativa Japonica Group (Japanese rice)
Lineage: Eukaryota; Viridiplantae; Streptophyta; Magnoliopsida; Poales; Poaceae
Source: RefSeq, a predicted model, not a curated record